AUGCGUGUGUUGGAUACUCUGCGCAAUCAGCGCUGUCGUCAUGCCCUCCUCUCGUGUCAUGCAUCACGGAUAUCUGCUGCUUGCACGCUGAUACGACACAGUUCAAGGACGACGACGACCACUGUUGCUGCUGCUGCAACAACAGCAACAGCUUCUAUUUCCGAUGACCUGCAGCAAGGACAUAUAUAUGUAGGUCCUGAUGAGGAGGUUCUGUUUAUUAACAAUAUCCUCCCCCUACGCCUCCAAUGGCUCUACCGCAUUCUCUGGCUUGGCGACACAUUCGGCGUCGAAAGACUGCUCAAACACGUCGACAAGCCAUCCUACGCCGCAGCCGACCACUGGGCAAUUGUGCAACGAGCACUACCACCGAACCUAAACGUGCAAGUCAAACAAGUCCUCCCUCGACUAAGCGAGGGCGGGUUAUUCAUAAAAUAUUCCGUCCCGCCUGAAGGUCGCGAGCAAAAGAGCAAAGGUGAAAUUGCUGCCGCAGUCGACGCUUAUUUAGAGCAAAACCCCAUUCGCCCAUGGUUCAACCCCUUUGAUCGUGUCGGCGUUGGUCGCGUUCUGGGAAAGCCCUGGAUUGAGGAUAUGUAUCACUUGCCGAGUCCGAAAGUGAAGAUUGAGUUUUUAUCGGCUUCUGCUGCUAGUUCGGUGUCUGCACCUGCGACGGCUUCUGCGGCGGAAUUGACUCCGGAAGCUUUGUAUUCGAUAUUUCGGAGAUAUGGAAAGAUCAAGGACAUAGAGAGACAGCCAGCUGAUUCUAAGAUCAUUCCUAAGUACGCCAAUAUAGAGUUUACCAGAAUAAAGUACGCUAUCCUUGCUCGGAGUUGCAUACACGGAAUCACCAUCCCAGGAGAAGUGAGCGGCGGCAAGGACGGAGGAACUGGAACUGUUCUUAAAGUAUCUUAUGAGCGGAAAAUCAAGGCUCAUUGGAUCAGAGACUGGAUUGUCAAUCAUCCUCGUAUCGUGAUCCCCGCCAUAGCAGCAUUGAUUGCAGGGAUUACAGUCAUUAUCUUCGAUCCUAUCCGCACCUUCUUUAUUAAGGUCAAGGUCAAGUACCUGCUUAAUACGAAUGACAAGCAGCCGAUAUGGUCAUGGAUUCGAAAGGAAGUACGCAAAGCAAACUUUUUGUCUUUCAAAAAACGCAGCGAGAAGAACGUGCUCCGAGCCAUAUGGGAUGACCGCAAGGACGAAAUCACGCAACUUCAGUCAUGGUUGGUCGAAAACGGCAAUACUUUCAUCGUCGUCCAGGGGCCGCAUGGCUCUGGCAAGAGGGAGAUAGUUGUGGACCAAGCUUUGAGAGACCGAAACAACAAACUCAUUAUCGACUGCAAGCAAAUCCAAGAAGCUAGGGGUGAUGCACAGACAAUCUCCGUGGCGGCUCAGCAAGUCGGGUACCGGCCGAUAUUCUCAUGGAUGAAUAGCAUCAGCAGCUUCAUAGACUUGGCCUCCCAGGCUGUUAUUGGCACCAAAGCCGGAUUUUCGGAGACGCUGGACUCCCAACUUAGCAAAAUAUGGACAAACACUGCGACUGCUCUGCGACAAAUUGCACUUGAGAGUAGAAAGCAGGAUGACCGCGAUAAUGGACUUUCGGACGAAGAAUACCUAGAGGCGCAUCCGGAGAUAAGACCUGUCGUUGUGAUUGAUAAUUUCCUGCAUGGGAUUGGUGAGGGCCUUGUCUAUGACAAGAUUGCAGAAUGGGCUGCGGCAUUGGUCACUAGCAACGUAGCUCAUGUCAUCUUCCUCACGCCAGAUGCUUCAUUCUCAAAGUCACUUAGUAAAGCGCUUCCCAACCAAGUGUUUCGCUCGAUAUCGUUAGGUGAUUGCUCACUUGAAGUGGGGCGUCAUUUCAUUCUUCGUUAUUUGCAACAUCGCGAAGGCCAGAAGAGUGAUGAUGAGGCGGAAGAGCCAGAUAUACCGCCGGAGGGGCUAGAAGAUUUGGAUGACUGUAUUCAAACGGUUGGCGGUCGUUUGACUGACUUGGAGUUUAUGGCGCAUAGAAUCAAGUCGGGCGAGAGACCUAAAAGCGCCGUCAAACACAUCAUUGAACAAGCAGCCGCUGAAAUCUUGAAAGUUUACGUCCUCGAAGCCAGUCACGGCGACACGGCAUGGACUCGCGAGCAAGCUUGGUACCUGAUCAAGAAGAUCGGCGAAGACGCCAGCGGUGUUGUUCCUUAUAACGGUAUUGUCCUUUCAGAUCUCUUUGCAGAAAAUGGCGAAAAAACAUUAUCUGCCCUUGAGCAAACAGACCUCAUUAGCGUCAUAUCUGUCAAUGGCCGUCCAUCAGCAAUCAAAUCCGGUCGACCAGUCUACCAUGCCGCCUUCAAACACCUCACUGAAGACCAGGUACUACGGAACAAACUCGAUCUCGGUAUACUGGGCCAGUUGAUUGGCAAGGAAAAUGCCAAAGUCAGCAAGUACGAAGCUGAGCUUCAGUUGCUGGGGACUCUGAAGAAGUAUCCGACUGAGCUGAAUUCAAGAGUGCAAUGGGUGGCUCAGAAGCUGCAGGAUGCUCAGGGCAAGUUGGAGAAAUAUGAAAGGCAGAGCGGAGCAUUGGCCAAAUUUCUGAAGACGGCGGAAUGA
Molecule: messenger RNA, 2583 nt
Organism: Talaromyces atroroseus
Lineage: Eukaryota; Fungi; Ascomycota; Eurotiomycetes; Eurotiales; Trichocomaceae
Product: Mitochondrial escape protein 2
Exons: 3
Coding region: 1-2583 (860 amino acids)
Cellular component (GO): mitochondrial inner membrane
Molecular function (GO): nucleic acid binding
Source: RefSeq, a predicted model, not a curated record